GCUCAGGCUGGCCCAUCUCGUCUCUUCACGGUGCCCAGACCUUGCCCCACUUUCACCCCACUGAAGUCCAGUCCCAGGUGGAGCCGGGACCAGACGGAACGAAACCGACUCAGCGGUGCUUCCUUCACGAACCAGAUACCGUAACGCCUAGAACCCGAAGAUCCAGACAACUGUAAGGAGGAGGCGACUUUUCGCAGAAAAUAGAUUUGGGCCGAGAAGGCCUCUGGGAAAUGUAGUCCGGGGCAGGAAAACUGCGGACCUUUUCAGAUUCGUCUCAGCACCAAGUGGCACUCCCUGGCUCCGAGGGCCGGACUCACUGGAGGCAGCUGCCGCAAAACUCUCAGCUGAGGCCCCUCGGCAGAUCUGAGAGCCCCUCAACGCAGCGGUUGGUUAUUCCCGCUACUCGUCAACUGGAGGGCUAGUCCCGCCCCGGCGAGCCGCGAGGGGCUCUGGGAAGAGUUAUCCUGCGUCUAACGGACCGAGGCUUGUGCUGCCUUCGGCCACAGCCGGCACUGACCUUAAUGGAUUACCUAACUCGGGCUGCACCGGCUGUGCCACUUGGGCGGCGCUGAGGUUCUUCAGGUACUGAGGAUUCAUUCAUUCAUCCACUCACCAUUUAUUGAAUGCUGCGUGUGACAGGAAUAAUUAUAGAUACUUGGGAUAUAGCAUUGAACAAAGGAGACAAACUCUCUGCUAUCAUGGUACUUACAUUGUUGUGGGCCAGAUAAUAAAUGAGCUCUGCCUUCUCAGGCCCAGUCCACUCCCAGAAAGAAAAGGAAAUGACUGAGUUGCAGGGAACAGUGACAUUCAAAGAUGUGGCUAUUGACUUCACUGAGGAAGAGUGGCAGCAGUUGGAUCCUGCUCAAAGGAACCUGUACCGGAAUGUGAUGCUAGAAAACUAUAACAACUUAAUCACUGUGGGAUGUCCAUUCACCAAACCUGAUGUGAUUUUCAAGUUGGAGCAAGAAGAAGAACCAUGGGUGGUGGAGGAAGAAGUGUCAAAGAGACAUUGUCCAGGAGAAAUAUGGGGGAUGGAUGAGCAUCAGAAAAUCCAGGACAGACUUUUGACACAACUUGAAGAUAAAUUCACAAAAACACUGACUGAAGAAAAAGUGAAUGACUGUCAUAAGAAAUUAGCAAAUGCAUUUUCUCCAAACUCAGACUUUUUUCCUUCCAGUCACAAUCUCUAUAAAUACGACUUAUUUGGAAAGUGUUUAGAACAUAAUAAUUUCAACUGUUAUAAUGAGAGAAUCCUUAUAAGAAAAGAACAUUGUGACUAUAACGAACCUAUGAAAUCAUUUGGCAAUAGCUUAUCCCAUCUUGUAGUAACCCCCUUUAAGUGUAAUCAUUGUGGAAAAGGUUUUGAUCAAACUUUGGACCUCAUCAGACACCUGAGAAUUCAUACUGGAGAGAAACCCUAUGAAUGUAAAAAAUGUAGAAAAGCCUUCAGCCAAAAGGAAAAACUCAUUAAACAUCAUAAAAUCCACAGUAGGGAGCAGUCUUAUGAAUGUAAUGAAUGUGGGAAAGCUUUCAUUAAAAUGUCAAAUCUCAUUAGACAUCAAAGAAUCCAUACUGGAGAGAAACCCUAUGCAUGUAAGGAGUGUGGGAAAUCCUUCAGCCAGAAAUCAAAUCUCAUUGAUCAUGAAAAAAUUCAUACUGGAGAGAAACCUUAUGAAUGUAAUGAGUGUGGAAAAGCAUUCAGCCAGAAGCAAAGCCUCAUUGCACAUCAGAAAGUUCAUACUGGGGAGAAACCUUAUGCAUGUAAUGAAUGUGGUAAAGCCUUCCCUCGAAUAGCAUCUCUUGCUCUUCAUAUGAGAAGUCAUACAGGAGAGAAACCUUAUAAAUGUGAUAAAUGUGGAAAAGCCUUCUCUCAGUUUUCCAUGCUUAUUAUACAUGUGAGAAUUCAUACAGGUGAGAAACCUUAUGAAUGUAAUGAAUGUGGAAAAUCCUUCUCUCAAAGCUCAGCCCUUACUGUACAUUUGAGAAGUCAUACUGGUGAGAAACCUUAUGAAUGUAAGGAAUGUAGAAAAGCCUUCAGCCACAAAAAGAACUUCAUUACACACCAGAAGAUUCAUACUAGAGAGAAACCUUAUGAAUGUAAUGAAUGUGGGAAAGCUUUCAUUCAGAUGUCAAAUCUUGUUAGACACCAGAGAAUUCACACUGGAGAAAAACCCUAUAUAUGUAAGGAAUGUGGCAAAGCCUUUAGCCAGAAAUCAAAUCUCAUUGCUCAUGAAAAAAUUCAUUCUGGAGAGAAACCCUAUGAAUGUAAUGAAUGUGGUAAAGCCUUCAGCCAAAAGCAAAACUUUAUUACACAUCAGAAAGUUCACACUGGAGAGAAACCUUAUGAUUGUAAUGAAUGUGGUAAAGCCUUCUCUCAAAUUGCUUCCCUUACUCUUCAUCUGAGAAGUCACACAGGAGAAAAGCCUUAUGAAUGUGAUAAAUGUGGGAAAGCUUUCUCUCAGUGCUCAUUGCUUAAUUUACAUAUGAGAAGUCAUACAGGUGAGAAACCCUAUGUAUGUAAUGAAUGUGGAAAAGCUUUCUCUCAAAGAACUUCCCUUAUUGUACAUAUGAGAGGUCAUACAGGUGAGAAACCUUAUGAAUGUAAUAAAUGUGGAAAAGCCUUCUCCCAGAGUUCCUCCCUUACUAUACAUAUACGAGGUCAUACAGGUGAGAAACCCUUCGACUGUAGUAAAUGUGGAAAAGCCUUUUCUCAAAUCUCAUCUCUUACACUUCAUAUGAGAAAACAUACAGGUGAGAAGCCUUAUCGUUGUAAUGAGUGUGGUAAGGCUUUCAGCCAAAAGUCACACCUUGUUAGACACCAGAGAAUUCAUACUCAUUAGAAAUAGAAACUCUAUGAAUCUUGUGAAUAUGGAAAAGCCUUCGGAAGGAAUUAGCACCUCCUUGCACAUUACAUUAUCGGAUCUAGAGCAGAAAACUGAAUGUGGGAAAGCCGUUUGAAGAAGUCACAUUUGUGACACAGUUCUCACCAAGGAGACAAAUUGUGUAAUGAGAAAGCUGAUCGUCAGAAAUCUUCAGCAGACAUCUUAUCUAACGAUAAUAUUUAUCCAGCAUUCUCUUUAAAACCUGAAGUAAGAUAUUUGCAUCAGCAUGUCAGCAUGAUACUUGAGCUCCUAGCCAAUCUCUUAACCAAGAAAAAGAAGAUUGGAGAAAAAAAAAACUCUUAAAAUAACCUCUCAUACUAGAAUAGUUAAUUAGAAAA
Molecule: messenger RNA, 3220 nt
Organism: Balaenoptera acutorostrata (minke whale)
Lineage: Eukaryota; Metazoa; Chordata; Mammalia; Artiodactyla; Balaenopteridae
Gene: ZNF569
Product: zinc finger protein 569
Exons: 6
Coding region: 732-2840 (702 amino acids)
Biological process (GO): regulation of DNA-templated transcription
Source: RefSeq, a predicted model, not a curated record